CUCGCGCCCGGGAGCGCCGCCGGGUCCCCGGAGCCGGUCGCGUCCUUUGUGCGGCGCUGGGGUUGCGUCUCGGGGCCGCGGGACGGAAUGUGGGCUCUGCUGGGGCUUUUCUCUUCUGCCCAAACUCUUGAAACAAUGGACUGUAAGGGGAGCGGGGAUUGAGGGGGGCGAGCGGGGAAGCGAGCUACACGGGGGAAUCAUGACUUCUGCCGCCGAGAUUAAGAAGCCACCAGUGGCCCCCAAGCCAAAGUUUGUGGUGUCAAAUAAUAAGCCAGCUCCACCUCCUGUUGCACCUAAACCUGAGAUCGUGGUUUCUAGUGUUCCACAGUCAACAAAGAAAACCAAACCAGCAAUAGCUCCGAAACCAAAAGUUCUGAAGGCCUCACCCGUUCAAGACAUCAGGCAGUCACCAUCAAGGAAAAUCAUCGUGAACCUGGAAGAGCAUAAACAGGAAUUCCCUGAAAGCAUUGACAACUCUAGCUGCAAAAACAGAGGGCAUCAGAGCAGUGAUUAUAUUUUACCAAUGUGUUCCUGCCGUUCUGAGUGUAACCUUAAGCUUGGAAAUAGAGAGAAUUUGUGUGUCAAGCAGCUUGUCUUAGGGCCCCUGGAAAUGCAUGAAAAUUUAGAAAAUAAUAAAAUUGGUGAGUCCUCUUCAGCUAUAAAAACUCAGCGUAAAUGUGAUUCUAAUGAUGAAAAGGUCAAGAGCCAGAGUGAAGUCGUUUUAAAGGCAAACAUCCUGGAAGAGAAGCUCAAAGAUGUUUUAACACAACGAACGUCACCUUUUAUUUUUCCACAGAAGCACAGAUCCACAGACAGUCCAGAAAUGAGUGAUGGCUGUAAUUCCAACAGACAAUUCAGAAUUGAAUUUGCAGAUUUGUCACCUUCCCUGUCCAGCUUCGAAAAAGUUUCUGAUCAUCACCAUUGCCACCUACAACUUCCUAGUGAUGAAUUUCAAAAUUUUGAAACUAGUCAGGGUGACAGUGAAAAAAGCAACACUUACUUUCAUUCAUCUGAACAAGAAGCUCUAGAAAAUGGUAAAAGGAGUACUUUUUUAUCUUCAGAUAGAGAUAUUAAGAAAUCAGAAGUCAAAGACCUUGGUCCCUUGGAAAUUCACUUAGUGCCAUACACCCCCAAAUUUCCAACUCCCAAGCCCAGAAAGACACGUGCUGCACGCCUAUUACGCCAGAAACAUAUAGAUACUCCUAGUGAAAGUACUGAAGAACCAGAGAAUGUAGACAGUAGCUCUCCUUGUCUUUUUGAAGAUAGUUUGAAAAACAAUAAAAUCAGUGUUUUUCAUCGGAAUGUUUUGUGUAACCAGGAACAGGUGGACAAAGUGAAGCCAGGAAAUAAAAGUGAAUUGAAUGUGGACUUCAGCGGUGACAGACAAAACUUAAUCAACUCACAAAAAGCUCUGUGUCCUGAAACAUCUUCCUUUGAAAAUAUGGCAUCUCCUUUAGAGACAGACUCUAAUUUGAGUUCUGACAAGACAGGAGAUGGUUCUAGUAUGUCACCUGCUGUGGACAAAAGGACCAGUUUUAUAAGAUGCAGUACUCUAUCUAUGAGCCUGCCCAAGCAGCUCAGAUUAACCUGCACCGAACAUUUGCCUACUGCCUGUAACCCGGGAGUGUCUGUCCCUCAACUGCAAAAGGAAUCUAUGAUAAAAGAUGAAAGUUCCUCAAGAAUUGUCCCCAAAAAACCUCAAAGACACAGCUUGCCUUCUGCAGGAGUGCUUAAAAAGGCUGCCUCAGAGGAGCUUGUGGAGAAAAGUUCUUAUCCCUCAAACGAAGAAAAAAGUUCAGAGAAGGGUCUAGAAAGAAAUCACCUUCAGCAUUUAUGUGCCCAAAACCAUGGUGUGUCGUCCUCCUUUGAUAUGCCUAAACGGGCUUCAGAGAAGCCAGUGUGGAAAUUACCUCAUCCUAUUAUACCCUUUUCAGGGAACCCAGAAUCCUUAAAGUCUGUUACCAUAUCCUCAAACAGUGAGCCUCCCACUGCCCUGACCAAGCCUAGAGCAAAAUCAUUAUCUGCUGUGGAUGCAGAAAGGUGCACUAAGCCUUGCAAAGACUCUCAAAAGAAGAACUCUUUAAAGAAGUUGCUCAACAUGAAGCUGUCCAUCUGUUUCAUGAAGAGUGACUUCCAGAAAUUUUGGUCCAAGAGUAGCCAACUCGGAGACACAACCUCAGGCAGCCUUGCUGGUGGGGAGAGAAAAGGGAGUGAAAGUGAUUGGCAUGGCUUGUUGGUAGAAGAAAAGAGAAAUAAACCCAUUAAGGCAUAUUCGACAGAUAACUAUAGCCUGGAAUCCCAAAAGAAGAGGAAGAAGUCGCGGGGCCAGACCAGUGCAGCUAAUGGACCAAGAGCUGAGUCUUUGGAUGACCAACUGCUCUCCAGGGAGUCAUCCUCGCAGGCACCUUGCAAAUCUGUUAUAAGCGGCUGUGCACCGGAGUAUGAAAAUAUACGCCAUUAUGAGGAAAUACCAGAGUAUGAGAACUUGCCAUUUAUUAUGACUGUGGGGAAAACUCCAGAGCUGGAAUGGCAGAAUUCCAGCAGCGUGGAGGACACUGAUGCAAAUGUGUAUGAGGUAGAAGAGCCAUAUGAAGCUCCAGAAGGCCAGCUGCAACUUGAACCCAGACAUCAACAUUCCAGCAGUUCUGGAGCAUCCCAGGAGGGACACAAUGAUUUGGACCUUCCUCUUAGUGACCUUCCUUCAGAUGAAGAGGAAGUCAUCAACAGUUCUGAUGAAGACAAUGUCAGCUCUGCUUCUAGUAAAGGGGAGCCUGACCUGCUGGAAGAUAAACAAGGUGAAGAUACUGGAAUGAAAAGUAAAGUCCAUCAUAUUGCCAAGGAGAUCAUGAGCUCAGAGAAAGUGUUUGUGGACGUGUUAAAACUUUUGCAUAUUGAUUUCCGGGAUGCAGUAGCCCAUGCUUCCAGGCAACUUGGGAAACCAGUGAUUGAGGACCGGAUCCUAAAUCAGAUCCUAUACUACUUGCCUCAGCUGUACGAGCUCAAUCGGGAUCUCCUGAAGGAACUGGAGGAAAGAAUGUUGAACUGGACGGAACAACAAAGAAUUGCUGAUAUCUUUGUAAAGAAGGGACCAUAUCUAAAAAUGUAUUCCACAUAUAUCAAAGAAUUUGAUAAGAAUAUAGCUUUGUUGGAUGAGCAGUACAAGAAAAACCCAGGUUUUGCUGCUGUUGUUAGAGAAUUUGAGAUGAGCCCACGCUGUGCUAAUCUGGCCCUCAAGCACUACCUGCUCAAGCCGGUUCAGAGGAUCCCCCAGUACAGGCUGCUGCUAACAGACUAUUUAAAAAAUCUCUUAGAAGAUGCUGGAGAUUACAGAGACACUCAAGAUGCCCUUGCUGUUGUUAUAGAGGUAGCCAACCAUGCCAAUGACACCAUGAAGCAAGGAGACAACUUUCAGAAACUUAUGCAAAUUCAGUACAGCUUAAAUGGACACCAUGAAAUAGUUCAGCCUGGACGGGUUUUUCUCAAAGAAGGAAUUCUGAUGAAGCUAUCUCGGAAAGUCAUGCAGCCCCGAAUGUUUUUCCUGUUUAAUGAUGCUCUGUUGUAUACAACACCGGUGCAGUCCGGGAUGUACAAACUGAACAACAUGCUCUCCUUGGCUGGAAUGAAGGUCAGAAAACCCACCCAAGAGGCAUAUCAGAAUGAACUAAAGAUUGAAAGUGUAGAACGUUCCUUCAUACUCUCAGCCAGUUCUGCCCCAGAAAGGGAUGAAUGGCUAGAAGCGAUUUCCAGGUCAAUAGAAGAGUAUGCCAAGAAAAGAAUCACAUUCUGUCCCAGUAGGAGUCUUGAUGAGGCAGACUCAGAAAAUAAAGACGAAGUUAGUCCUCUUGGAUCCAAGGCUCCCAUCUGGAUUCCUGAUACCAGAGCUACGAUGUGUAUGAUCUGCACAAGUGAAUUUACUCUGACCUGGAGACGACAUCACUGCCGGGCCUGCGGAAAGAUUGUAUGCCAAGCUUGUUCAUCAAAUAAAUAUGGAUUAGAUUACCUGAAAAAUCAACCAGCAAGAGUAUGUGAACAUUGUUUCCAAGAACUGCAGAAAUUAGAUCACCAGCACUCUCCUAAGAUUGGAUCUCCUGGAAAUCACAAAUCUCCUUCAAGCACCUUAUCGUCAGUCUUACAUAGUAUUCCAUCAGGGAGGAAACAGAAAAAAAUCCCAGCUGCUCUCAAAGAAGUAUCAGCGAACACAGAAGAUUCUUCUAUGAGUGGCUACUUGUACAGAUCAAAGGGCAAUAAAAAACCUUGGAAACACUUGUGGUUUGUCAUAAAAAAUAAAGUGCUAUAUACGUAUGCUGCAAGUGAGGACGUGGCAGCUUUGGAGAGUCAACCUUUACUAGGAUUCACUGUCACUCAAGUCAAAGAUGAGAAUUCAGAGUCGAGAGUGUUUCAGUUACUGCACAAAAACAUGUUAUUUUAUGUAUUCAAAGCAGAUGAUGCUCACUCGGCUCAGAAGUGGAUAGAAGCAUUUCAAGAAGGCACAAUAUUGUAGCUGUAUUUGUUUCAUCUCUUGUGUGAUUCCAAAAGGGUGGAAUUUCAUCAGAAUAGAGUAAAUGCAGUACAAAAAUUUUAUAUAAGUGCACACUGCCAAGAUAAAUCCAACCAAAAUCUUCAUCAAAGAAAUUAUUUUGUUAGGUAUAAGGUAAUUUUUAUAAAAUGUUUGUUUUUCAUGUAUGUUAUUUAUUAAAAAUUUGAUGUUUACUUAAUGGUCAGAGUUACUUCUGAGACUCACACUGAAUGCUAAAGUAUCUUUUCUUUAGAAACCAGAAAACUUAUCUUAAUACUGUAUUAGCUGUUUGUGACACAGUCCAUACUGUUUUCUCAGUGUGUUUUACAGUGUUACUUUGUAACAUUCUCACUAGUGGUAAGUCUUUGUAAAUAAAAAACACACAUCAAGGAGCAAAUUUCCAUGCAGUGUUUGGUUUGGAAAUUAUGAUUAUAAAACAGCUGGUGAAAAAAACGCAUGUCUUUGAAUCAAUAAA
Molecule: messenger RNA, 4991 nt
Organism: Balaenoptera ricei (Rice's whale)
Lineage: Eukaryota; Metazoa; Chordata; Mammalia; Artiodactyla; Balaenopteridae
Gene: FGD6
Product: FYVE, RhoGEF and PH domain containing 6
Exons: 21
Coding region: 200-4501 (1433 amino acids)
Biological process (GO): regulation of GTPase activity
Cellular component (GO): cytoplasm
Molecular function (GO): guanyl-nucleotide exchange factor activity; metal ion binding
Source: RefSeq, a predicted model, not a curated record